ACAGAAGGACCGUUUUGUUUCUGCCAGAACUCAAACAACAAUAGCUUUUGGUGUUUGCGAACGAUUAACUCAACCCAUAAUUUUCUGUACUGCGAGUUCGUCACCGGUUUUAUUACUUAUUAUAAUCUAUUAAGAGAUCCCUAUCAGCUAAGGAACUCCAUAUACGACCUCGAGUUCACUACUUUGGAGGAACUCAGACGACAGCUAAACAAACUGAAGAGCUGUGCCGGCGCUCAACAUUGCACACUACCUGCCCAUCAAAUACAUAAUCACAUUAUAAACGGUAUAUAA
Molecule: messenger RNA, 291 nt
Organism: Medioppia subpectinata
Lineage: Eukaryota; Metazoa; Arthropoda; Arachnida; Sarcoptiformes; Oppiidae
Source: the annotation of a GenBank genome assembly